AUGUCACUUUUUUUUUUUUUUUUUUUUUUUAGUACGCGAGACGAUCGCGAAACCGGAUCUAGGGAAUGGUGCAAAUUGGCUUACUGGGAAUUGGCUACGAGAGUGGGUAGGCAAUUUUCGGUAGAACCCGAAUCGGUAAAUGUUUUCACGUGUCUACCUCACGGUGACGGACUUUGUCUCACGACGUUAGCCCAAACAGCACCGAAUCCUCCUCCCGAUACGGUUCGACGAACGAGACUCAAAAUUGGAUUAGGAGUCACUCUUAGUUCUGAACAGGAUGGAGUUUGGGUUUACAACCGUUCAGAUAAUCCAAUUUUCGUCAAUUCGCCAACGCUCGACGAUCCCGAUUCUCGAACGCUUCUUGUAUUUAGAGUACCCUCUGGUCAUUGCCUAAACAUAUUCGACAGGACGAAGCCGAAUAGGAGACUUUAUUGCAAUUCGAAUCAUUCUCCCAGUGGUCCGGUCGAUCCUAACUCUGUACGAAUUAGUUUUGCCAAGGGUUGGGGACCAAAAUAUUCUCGCCAAGAGGUCACGUCUUGCCCCUGCUGGUUGGAGAUACUAUUGAAAGCUCCGUGCAGGUGA
Molecule: messenger RNA, 582 nt
Organism: Pediculus humanus corporis (human body louse)
Lineage: Eukaryota; Metazoa; Arthropoda; Insecta; Psocodea; Pediculidae
Product: smad6, putative
Exons: 4
Coding region: 1-582 (193 amino acids)
Biological process (GO): cell differentiation; anatomical structure morphogenesis; regulation of transcription by RNA polymerase II
Cellular component (GO): heteromeric SMAD protein complex
Molecular function (GO): transcription regulator inhibitor activity; I-SMAD binding
Source: RefSeq, a predicted model, not a curated record